AUGGGGAUUGUGACUGGAGAUCGGUACCUGGAGAAGUUGGUGCAGUUCGUGGAAGAGCAGGCCGGUACUUUGAUCGAAGGAGCCACGGUGUUGAAGCUAAAUCCGGCGGGUCUCCACUACGUGCAAUCGAGGCUCGAGGCGCUGCACGAGCUUGAGAGCCUCCUCGCCGGCGCUCCCAUCGACUACCUUCGUGCGUACGUAUCGGACCUCGGCGACCAUCGCGCCCUGGAGCAGCUGCGGCGGAUACUGCGCCUCCUCACCUCGCUGAAAAUCGUUUCGGUGCUGCCUCAUCACAUUAGGGAUCCCACUCCCUUGUCCUUCUUGCCGUUUGGGCGCUUGAAGGUUCUGGAGCUCAGGGGUUGUGACUUGUCCACUUCCGCCGCCAAAGGCCUUCUCGAGCUCAGGCACACGCUCGAGAAGAUCAUUUGUCAUAACUCUACUAAUGCUCUGCGGCAUGUGUUUGCUAGUAGAAUAACGGAGGUGAAGAGUUCUCCGCAGUGGAACCGCUUGGCUUUUGUCUCAUGUGCAUGUAAUGGCUUGGUUCUGAUGGACGAGUCUCUACAGCUUCUUCCUGCGGUUGAAACACUUGACCUUAGCAGGAACAAGUUUGCAAAGGUGGACAAUCUGCAUAAGUGUACCAAAUUGAAGCAUUUGGACCUUGGUUUCAAUCACUUGAGAACAUUCGCACCCUUCGCCCUGGUUUCCCGUCAUAUUGUUAAACUAGUUUUGAGGAACAAUGCUCUAACUACUUUGAGCGGGAUUGAGAAUUUGAAGUCGCUUGAAGGACUUGAUGUUUCCUACAACAUUGUUUCCAAUUUUUCGGAGCUAGGGUUCCUUGCAGGCCUUCCAUAUCUUCAAAGCUUGUGGUUGGAAGGAAAUCCUUUGUGUUGUGCUCGAUGGUAUAGAGCACAAGUAUUCAGCUUCUUUGCCUUCCCAGAAAGGUUGAAGUUAGAUGAGAAAGAAAUUAACACUGGUGAUUUUUGGAAGAGACAAAUAAUUAUUGCCAGUAUGCAUAAACAACCUGCCAGUUUUGGGAUUUAUGUGCCUGCAAAGGACGAGCCUGCAGUUGAAGGUGGCAAUAUCAGAAGGAGAAAGGUAUCUCGUCUUGUCAGUAUUAGUAAUGAAGAGACGACCAGCAUGUGUUCUGACGAAGACUCUGUUUCUUGUAUGAAUGAUGUUCAAAUUCAAAAUAGAGAAGAUUUUGAUUUAUCUGACAAUGAAGCUGAAAUAGCAGAUUUGAUAAAUAGAGUUGAACAUAUGAAGAAAGAGCGUUCUAUUCAUUGGUUGAGGGACUUUAAAGACUGGAUGGAUAUUGCUUCUGACAAAUCAGUACAAACCAUGAAUGAAGGCAGCACUGAACUUCAUCAUCAGAAGGAAAAUUACAUCAGAAACAAGGCAAAUCAAGAGCAGUCUGGUGACAUCUCAAGAUAUGCUUCAGACUCUGUCCUAGCCUCAGGGGAUGACAGUAGCAUGAAUAUUAUUGAAUCUGAUAGUUCUUUUGUAGACACGUCUGCUAGUUUUCAUAGACAACUGCACUUUGACUGUAGAGGUGUGCUUGGUAAUGCUAGCCGGGCCUCUCUUUUUGACUCGGGAGGAGUGGACGCGGAGCACCGUAAAUCCUCACUUGAGGGAGUUAGUAGUUCUCUUUCUCAAACUAGAAUCUCCCAUGCUGACACCGUUACCACCCAAGGAGCACAGAGGAUGACUGAAAAUGUCAACAUCUCACCAUUGACUAUUUUUCAUGAUAUAUCAGGGUCUCAGGCAUCAUCUGCUUGCCCCAUGUCUCCUCCUCAUUUUCAAGAAGACCUUCUCCAUCGCAGGCAACACCUGGUGGAGGAAAUUUUGCAACUGUCAGCAGAUUCCUUUUCAGUAGCAUCUUCUGAUAGUAACACAAGCUGCAGUGAAGUUGAUUGCAGUGAAUUUGAGCCAUCAGUUCCAGAAGUUGAUAAUUUCCCAUGCAAAAAUUAUGCGAAUGGUGUUGGUCAUUUAUCUCAAAGUCAUCUUAUGGGAAAGUUUUGCAACCCAAGACAAGGAAAUCUUCUUGAAAGAGAAAAUGGAAUUUCAUCAUCUAAUUCUUCCUGUUACCAAACUUCUAUGCAGCAUUCAAUUGAUUUUGCUCCAGGUGCUGACAAUGCUGAGAAUGCAUUUUGUGCUAGCCAAGACACUGGUUUGUUGGAAAAUAGAAAAAUCAGGAAAAAAGCCAAGAAGAGAAUUAUUUCAAUAUCAGAAGAGAAUUUAGAUGGCGAUGCAUCUGAUCAUACACAAGAGAAGAUAAGUCAGGGACAGAUUUCUGCAAAUUUAAAGCAAGAAUUGGACCUUGAUGAUUUUACUGAAUUUUCUGCACAUAAUUACUCUACCCAAGAGAAUGAUGAUUUGAUAGUGACAUAUUUCAAUACAAGUAUUGCUGAUUCUAAAGCCAGUGAGGUCUGUAGUCAUUGUAUGCGCUGUAAUUGUGUCCUUCAGAGGGAGACAAAUUAUAAAGAAAGUGAAGUUGCAGUAUUGCUUAGCAGCCAUAAGAAGCUCUAUUUGCUACUGAUCAACACUGCUUCUGAUGGGUCAGGUACAAUUUUGAGUGUUUUGAAUUCCCACAAGAUUGAAGAAGUUUGUGAUGUGGUAGUAGGAAUGGGACUUCAGGUGUUAAGGAUAAAUUUUAAGAAUGCGGAAACGUAUCUUUUUGUAACAAGAAGCAUAGAGAAAUCAAGAGAAUUACUAUGUACCAUACACGUGCUUGAUUCAAGUGAUGGAAAUGGUAGAUGCUCAAUAAGAAGUUUGGAGCAGGUCCAGGUUGAGUUGUUUGACAAACAAAUAUGUGGUGGUUCAAAUGUGAGCAUAUAUCAGUAUGCAAUGGUGCUCGUCUUUUGUAAAAAUGGAAGUGAGGAAUCAUGGCUGUCGAGAUCACUCUUUGUGAUUGGAGGGUAUGUGCUUUUAUGCAUUGAAGACGUUAAGCAGCUGUACUCAUUUUCAUCAGAUGCGUUCGUGUCUCCAUAUUUCAGAAUUGAUUCAUGUAGCUCCAUUGCUGACAUUACAGAGAUGGUGAGUAUAUUUCUGGGGCGGAGUGACGUUGGAAAUACCCGACAACUAGAAACAAACAAAACCACGUAUUCAGCCCUUUACGUUGCCAAGAGUGAUGAUCGAGCACAUAUGCUUGCGUGUGCCGUUCUUCCAUACGAUGUAAAGAUCAGUCCAUUUUAUUUUGGUCGGUUGAGAAGAACAAACACAAUCCUCCAAACAAAUGGCCACUCUACUGAUCUCUCUAAGAUUGCCGGCCAACUUCAACAUAGCAGCAUUUGCCGGCCUUUAAAUUCUCUUAAUAUUUUCACCUUUUGCAUCGAAUCUUGUAUGGAUCUUAUAUGUGCCUAUACUUAUAAGUGA
Messenger RNA from Sphenostylis stenocarpa, 3372 nucleotides. Lineage: Eukaryota; Viridiplantae; Streptophyta; Magnoliopsida; Fabales; Fabaceae. The record is from the annotation of a GenBank genome assembly.